Molecule: messenger RNA, 1143 nt
Organism: Annulohypoxylon maeteangense
Lineage: Eukaryota; Fungi; Ascomycota; Sordariomycetes; Xylariales; Hypoxylaceae
Exons: 4
Coding region: 239-892 (217 amino acids)
Source: RefSeq, a predicted model, not a curated record
CUUGCAUCCAAGGACCACUUAUCUGUACUAUUACCGUGAUAGCGCUUUUAGUGAGGUACGGCUUCAUCCGCAUCGUAACACACUGUUCUUGUAGGCCGGCAGGCCGGUAAGGACCUGGCAUGGCAUCAUAUGAGAAUAGGUAUCCUUCAGAGGUCUUAUUUGCAUGAUGACGGUCAUCUACGCAAUCUAAUUUUAUUUUAUGUGAUAGACAGAUUCCCUUAAGAUUCCUUUCGUUAGUAUGGCGCGUGCUUGGCAACUCUGGCUUUCACCACGCCCGUUGCGGCGGACGGAUACUCCCGCCGAGCCAUGUAUGCUUUCACCAAAUGAUGCGGCGCUCUUUGAGUUCUUGUACGAUGAUAAUAAUCGUUUGAUCGUGAGAGAAACUCACUACGCGAACAACAAGGCUGUACAGGAUGGAGUCUCUGGCCCAUCAAUGCAUAUCCACUUACGACAGACUGAGUACUUUGAAGUUGAGCAGGGCACGUUAGGCGUUGUUAGAAACGGGAAAGAAGUCUUACUUACGAAGGACGACGGGGUUCUCGAUAUUCCUCCCGGUACCCGACACCGAUUCUGGGCUCACUCAACAACCCAGCAUGAUCUUAUUUUCAAGGUUUGGGCUGAGCCCCAAGAUGUUCAGCAUGGCUUCGACGAGAAUUUCCUGCGCAACUACUUGGGGUAUCUCCGCGACUGUCAGCAGCAGAAUAUCAAACCAUCCGUUUUUCAGGCAGCACUUAUCUACUCAGCUAGCGACACGAUCUUCAUUACCCCCCGUUUUUGGGUCCCCAUAUGGAUUCUCAAGGUAAUCCAAUAUGUGGCGGUUCAUCUGGUAGGAGAGCUAUUAUUAGGGUAUAGAUCAACGUACCCUGAGUACAAUACGAAGUCGCGAGGCUAGUACCAUAGCAAGAAGAAAACUGUUGAACUAAAUAGAGUGGCGGCGUUAGGGACCUGAUCAGCUCGGCUAUGCGCGGCGUGACACCACCACAAUCCUUCAAGGCUUUAUCGUCUUUAUUAGCAGGCAUAAAAAUAAAUGAUUCUACAAAAAAUUGAUUGCUCACACUACCAUGAUACAUACCUACCUACGUACUUAGGUGAUUAUCGGAGUUCAGAACAAUAACAAGUGGAAGUGCCACCACAAGAGCUGAC